AGUACAUCAUUGUUGAGCUUUCGCGACAGACGCAACAUUGUAACGAGCUUGCAACAGUCCUCCGCAACAUUUAAAUCUCUUAAAUCUAGUAAUUCAUCGAUAAAAACAUGAUAGAACUCUAUCACAUGCCAAACAGUCCUCCUUGUCGCGCGGUCCGAUUGACGGCCCACUACAUCGGCGUUCCGUUGAAGCUCAACUUUAUUGACGUCUUCAAAGGCGAACACCUCAGCCCGGAGUACGAGGAGAUCAACCCCGAGAAGAAGAUACCGUUCCUCGUCGACGGGGAUUUCAAACUUGGAGAAAGCCGUGCCAUAAUGAUCUACCUGGUGGAGAAGUACGGUAAAAAUUCGAGGAUUUUGCCAUCGGAGCCGAGCGGCCGAGCUCUCGUCAAUCAGGCGCUCAGUUUCGACAUCGGCACGCUCUUCAAAGCCAUGGCGCAGUAUUACUUCCCGGUAAUAUUCAAGAUAGAGGAGACGCAUUCCCCGGAGAGAUACGAGAAGCUGAAAGACGCCUUCGGAAUCCUAGACCGAAUGCUCGAGAGCCAGGAUUACGUGGCGGGCCGGAAUCUGACCGUAGCUGACCUGUCGAUAAUAGCGACGGUCACCACCGCCGAGGCACUGGGCUUCGAAGUGGAGGGUAAGUACAAGAACGUGGAGAAGUGGAUCGAGAGGACGAGAGUCGCGACGCCGGGCUACAAGAAGAUCAACGUCGAGGGAGUCGAAUAUCUCAAGAGGAUACUCGAGGAGAUGCAGGGAAACUGAUGGUGGCAACACGAUUGCUAUCCACUCGGAUGCGUGAUCGGAAAGAAGAGCUUAGUCUAUUAUCGGCGCAGACGGCGGAAAUCUUGGCGCCGAAAGAGAUCUUGAGGCUUUAUCAUUUUCUCCAUAGGGGCUUAAAUUUACAGAUGCACAGCACGACGCGGCACUUAGAGAGUGUAUACAAUACUUUUAGCUUUCACUUUGAUUUGUGACUCUUCUCGAUAACGCACCGAGCACUUUGGCCGUUCAACCGUUGAUGAAGUCACACUCAUACGCGUACGCGCCCGGUGACAUCAGCCUCCUGAAAUGUCCUGCACUCCGAUGUAUUAUACCCCCCGAGAAAGAAAAAAAAAAUGGAGAAAAAUGCCAAGCGGCGACAGGAAGCCUUAGCCGCGGUGCUGCAGUUUCGCGUGCAUUACGUUGGGCUAAAAAUCACGCUGCGCGCGCCGGGCGAUCGUUAAAAAUAGAGAAGCCCUUCGCUCGUCGCUCCUUUCUCUCCGCGCGCGGGCGAUGCAUUCCUCGAGGUUGGGCCUCCGCAAAAGGCUCCGGUGUAUAUGGAGCUUCAAAUCCGUGUCCGGCCGCAAUCGCCGUGAGAAAGCGUAAGCGGGAAGUACAAGGGGUGGCCUGAUUUAUUUUUUUCUCGGUUGACGCACCUGAUGCAACGAUUGUAAUAACUGUAAAUAUUAUGUAUAUGCAGAAUAAAACUAUAUUCUAUGGAU
Molecule: messenger RNA, 1477 nt
Organism: Nasonia vitripennis (jewel wasp)
Lineage: Eukaryota; Metazoa; Arthropoda; Insecta; Hymenoptera; Pteromalidae
Gene: GstD3
Product: glutathione S-transferase D3
Exons: 5
Coding region: 108-761 (217 amino acids)
Biological process (GO): glutathione metabolic process
Molecular function (GO): glutathione transferase activity
Source: RefSeq, marked validated